Chenopodium quinoa (quinoa) is the source of this 1155-nucleotide messenger RNA. RefSeq names its product sec-independent protein translocase protein TATA, chloroplastic-like. Gene Ontology annotation, cellular component: membrane. NCBI's taxonomy places the organism in Eukaryota, Viridiplantae, Streptophyta, Magnoliopsida, Caryophyllales, Amaranthaceae. The transcript is spliced from 2 exons. The record is from RefSeq and is a predicted model, not a curated record. Gene Ontology annotation, biological process: protein transport by the Tat complex. Bases 166 to 624 code for a protein of 152 amino acids.
AUUCUUAAUGAAUAAUCUAUCACUUUCCCAUGGAUAUUUUGUGAUAACAAGUCAAAAAGUUCCAAAGAAAAAUGAAUUAUCAAACUCCAUCACCUCUUAUCCAACACCAUCAUAUUUUACCCUGACCUCAAAAUUCCAAAAAACCCACCAAAAACCUUUGCAAAAAUGGAGAUCUUAACAGUCUCACCCUCACUCUCUCUCUCCUCUCCUCAAAAACCCGCCAUUCUUUCUUCCUCAAAAUCCUCCUUAUUCCUCAACCAAAGCUCCACCACCGCUUUCUUCCGGAUCAACACAACGGGCCUGGGCUUGAGGGUCAGAACCCGACCUGCAACCCGAACCCGAAAAGGGUUCUGUUGCAACUCUUUGUUCGGGCUUGGUGUUCCGGAGCUUGCUGUUAUUGCUGGGGUUGCGGCUAUUGUGUUUGGCCCCAAACAGUUGCCGGAAAUUGGUCGGAGUUUUGGCAAAACUAUCAAAAGUUUUCAACAGGCAGCAAAGGAGUUCGAACAGGAACUUAAGAAUCCAGAAGACGCCGAAUCUUCUGACAAUGUGAUUGAGGCAAAAUCAGCAUCUGAAAGUUCAGAAGGAAAAGAAAAUGUAGUCUCUUCGUCUAAAGAGAGUUCGUGAGUUAAUCUAUGUAUUUUUUCUCUUCAUUUAAUCCAAAUUUUCUUUAUACAUUUUCUUGUUUUUGUGAUGGUUAGCGAGAUGAUGUGUAUAAUCGAAUACUUGUGUAAGAGAUCCGUUUAUCUCACGAGCAAGUUAGCUAAUUAGCAAUUAGAGCUAUAUCCAAAUCAAAUAUACAAUAACAAAGUUCCUAGAGAAGACGGUAUAUGGUAUAUCAUGGAUAGCAAAGCUGUGCUAAACUAGUUCUUAUAUAUGCAUGUAUCACAAUUCUGGAAGUUGUAGGUGUGGAAGAAUGAGGCCGAAGACAAGCUGUUUCAGUAAAUACUUUGUCCAUCCAAAUAUGUCUAUAGUAACAUCUUCCCAAUUUUUAUACAAGAUCUUGAAUAAGUUUGUGAACUUGAAACUUUGAAAGGCGAUAAUUUUCUGGGAAAUCCUUGAUUUUUUGGAUGGGUGGUAUUAUUGUGGUAAUGUAUUUUAUCCAAAUACUUCGUAUUUUCUAAGAGAAAAGUGAGCCGGAAAUAUUAUUAUAUUGUA